This is a messenger RNA of Trypanosoma theileri, 390 nucleotides long. RefSeq lists its product as uncharacterized. The record is from RefSeq and is a predicted model, not a curated record. NCBI's taxonomy places the organism in Eukaryota, Euglenozoa, Kinetoplastea, Trypanosomatida, Trypanosomatidae. The transcript has a single exon. The coding region runs from base 1 to 390 and encodes 129 amino acids.
AUGCUCGAGGCUCGUUGUCGGGUUUUGCCCUUUUCUUUUUUUUAUCCCUCACCCGAAGGAGGGAGAGGAGAGAACACACAACCCCCACCACCCAAGGCGGGCGGCCAACUUGUCACAGCGCCUUGUGCGCAACAAGAAGAAGAGGGGUGGGAAGGCUCCCGGGGGUGUUUCACUUAUAAAAUGAGUGGGGUUGGGCAUAGUGGAAAACUCUUUGCUUUCCCUACUUCAACGCUGGGGAAGAUGGGUUUGAAAGGUAUUCCGCAAAGAUGCCCCUUCCCCGUUCCCCUCGUGACAUGGUGUGGCCAUGCAAACGAGUUAAAAAAGGUGCUGUUGGAUGGCCAACGCCAUGAACAAAAAGAACAAAGGGAAGGAUUCACCACACCCUCAUGA